UUACAGAUGUGUGUAUAUUUAUUAUUGAAUCGGAACCGUAAGUCGAGUUUAGAAAUCGACUUUCACAUUUUUUAAGUUAGAUAGUGACGUUGACGAUCUGCGUAUUAGUUAUUACUGGUUUGGCUAGUUGAGAAAAAAUAGAAUAAUCUAUACCCUUGUAAAAAUUCAUAUAUUUUUGAAAUUACUUACUUUGUGGAGCUGAAAUCGAAUUUUAAACAUGACAUUUCGUCUCCAACCUUCACAAUAUCCACGAACUUGCAGCUUAAAAGAGCAAGUUGAAAGCGUUGAACACGAUUUAUUACAUUUAGGAAAUAAAAUUCGUGGACUUGAAGAUGCAUUGGACAAUCCUGACAUUAACCCAACAUUACGCGCAGUGUUAGAAGAGGAAAUCUUAGUGUUGAAAGCCGAAGUUGAUAAACAUAAAGAAAACGUUAAAACCUUCCACAAAGACAAAUCUAAACAGAUAGGCAUAAUUGCCAUCAUAAUCUUUAAUAUAUUAAUAGUAUUCACUAUGUACAGACUAUUUUAUGCUUGGUAUUAAAAAAAUUCGUAUUCAAGAUCGAUAGUUUUAUACAUUGAAUAAUUAUAAUGUAAGUUAAUAAAAAAAAAUUAAAUUUCCUGGUUCUAUCCUUUAA
Bactrocera oleae (olive fruit fly) is the source of this 635-nucleotide messenger RNA. Lineage: Eukaryota; Metazoa; Arthropoda; Insecta; Diptera; Tephritidae. The record is from RefSeq and is a predicted model, not a curated record.